AUGGCAUGCCCAUUCGUGCGAGAUGUGGUGGAUGAAGAAGCACUUGUGCUGAGGAGAGCCUUCAGGCGAGAAAGGGUCUUCAGGGACCGGUUGGACCCACUGGCCUUCCCUGACGACCAUCUAUAUGAAAGAUACAGGUUUUCUGCAGAUGGCAUCAGUGGAGCCUUCCUGUACUCAGUGGGGGAUGCAGAACAGCUGAACAAGGCCACAAUUUGCCGCACAAUAAGGAGUGUGUGUCUGGCUAUCAAAGCAUUAGCAGAUGUCUUCAUCUCCUUCCCUGGCCACAGAAGACUCUGUGACAUCAAAGAGGAGUUCUAUAGGAUUGCAGGUUUCCCCAAUGUCAUUGGUGCAGUGGACUGCACACACAUAAGGAUAAAAGCCCCCUCAGGUGCCCAUGAGGCCGAUUUUGUGAAUAGGAAAUCCUUUCACAGCAUUAAUGUUCAGAUGGUCUGCAAUGCUGACUGUGUGAUCAGCAAUGUUGUGGCAAAAUGGCCUGGCUCAGUCCAUGACUCCAGAAUCUUUCGGGCCUCUGAAAUCUAUCAGUGCCUAUCACAAGGUGAAUUCUCUGGUGUGUUGCUGGGAGACAGGGGGUAUGGCUGCCAGCCUUUUCUCCUGACACCUUUCACAGACCCCCAGGAAGCACAGCAGGCCUACAACCAUGCCCAUGCCAGGACCAGGGCCAGAGUUGAAAUGACCUUUGGCCUCCUGAAGGCACGCUUUCACUGCCUUCACAAAUGA
Oncorhynchus gorbuscha (pink salmon) is the source of this 738-nucleotide messenger RNA. Its product is annotated as putative nuclease HARBI1. The record is from RefSeq and is a predicted model, not a curated record. Lineage: Eukaryota; Metazoa; Chordata; Actinopteri; Salmoniformes; Salmonidae. The transcript has 5 exons. The coding region runs from base 1 to 738 and encodes 245 amino acids.